GAGCCUGCUGGUGCCAGGUGCCCCUCAUGCCCGGUGCCAGCUCCUGGAUGUUCGGAGCAAGGAACCCCAGGUCGCACUGGCCUGCAACCCCCGUACACUGCCCCGGAGGUUCCUCUGAGGCCUGAGCCACUGGGCAACCUGGAAAACCUGCUGCCCCGCCCAGUGUCUUUCCCCGAGGCAGAAGGGGCAAAGGGCGAGCCUGUCACACCGGAGCCAGCCCUGUCAGAUCCAGCCCAAAUCCUACGCGAGUGUCCCUCUGCCAGGAAGACCCGCUACCACAUCACUAUCACCCUACAGGGGCACGGGCAGGCACCUGGGGAGGAGGCUGAGGAGCCUAAACCGGCCCGACCAGCUCUCCACCCCUGCGGCCCUGAGGAAUCCAGGGGCUGGCAGGAGCCUCCCCAGGGGCCCCGCCCCAUCACAGGGUGCCUGACAGACCUGCCCCAGGAGCCCCGGCGGAGAGCCCCACUGCACCAGGAGAUCACAGCCCAGUGGCAGGAGCUCCAGGGCCACUGGACGCCCGGGUCCCCACGCGGACGGGAGCUGGACCAUACUGAGCCAAGGACAUCUCUGGACAGGUUGCUGGGGCCCGACAUGGAGGGGGCAGGUGGGCCCCCGGCUCAGGCUGAGGCCCCAGUGGUGAGCACCACACUGGCGUGGCGGCGGCCCCCUGCCCAGGAAGAGAUGAGACACCGUUUUCACAAGGUGUCCCUGGUGUCGGGGGCCCAGACAGAAGCCCCCCGGGAGGAGAUGUUGGAGUACAGCCAUGGUCGAGAGGAAGUCAAUGGCUUUGCAACCCGGGCAGAAUCGACUAUAAGUUACAAGGGACCCCGGGAUGGGGCCGGCUCCAAGAGCUUCCAGAGCCACGGGCCCAUCUUUUCCAAGAAGUACACGCUACUCCCCAAGGAGAAGAGGCCAGUGGGGAGACGGAAGGAGGCCGUAGACCAGGGCGACAGCAGCCCCCAAGAGCCCAGGACUGAGCAGGCCAACCCGGAAGCCCUGGCCAGGACAGAGCUUUUGGUGCCCCUGCCCGGGCCCCGGGAGCCCAGCCCCCACCCGGGCGUCAGCCUCAGCAGUGGGAGCCCCCGGAGCCUCGAGGAACGCCGGGUGACGCGCACCGUGCAGACCACCGUGGUGGUGGGAGGGCACGUGGAGCGGCGGGUGAACAGCUCCGUGACCGUGGGCCCAGGGCCGUGGGGCGAGGCCCAGCCCAGGGGCCGCAAUGUUGUUCGCGCAGUACGGGCAGUGGUCGUGAGCCCCCAGGCCGAGGGCUCCCCUACCCGCAGUCAAGCCCGGGAGCUGCUAAGUAGCCUCGUACCUACUGAGCGGAGCCCCGCUGCCAGCCGGCUUCCCAGGCCCACGGCUGUUGUGCCAAGGAAUCCGGGUCUGGGUGGCCCAGGGGGCGCGGCCUCGGGGCAGCUGCCUGAGCCGGGGAUGGCAGAGCCAAAGGACAGAUCUGCUCUGGGCCCUGCAGGCAGCUCGGAGGAUGGUCACCCGCCUCCGAACCAGGACGUCCCUGCAGCUCACCCAGAGCAAGACCAGAGCCGAGCCCCUGAGGUCCUAACGCGGCAAGGAGCCUCCGGGCCCACCCAGCCCUCUCCCCAGAUUUCUCGGAGCCAUGUGUCAUUACCCUCCUCUCUCGGACGCCAGACUCCUACUCCCUCCCUGGACCCAGAGCACCCCCCAGAGCAGCCAGCGGUGCCCACAUACCCCAGGACCCAGCUUACUCUCAAGCCCAGGGUACCCCAGGCGCUGCCCUCCAUAAAAAGGGAGGGGCUCACAGAUCCCUCUGUUGUCACCAGCCCACCCAUGGCGAAGAGCGAGGUGCUUGUUACCGGCCCUGGACAGUCUCUUGCUCCAUCCUCUACAAGACGGAAGGCUGUCCCUAGCUCAGGAGCGCUUUCGGCUCCAUCCUCCCCGGGGAAUAAGCUUGUUCGGGACUCUGAACAUGUCCCUGUCUUCUCCCUUACCCAGGCAGAGGUGGUGGCAGGCCCUGCUGCUCCUGCUGCCUCAUCUCCCAAGCCAAGCAAGGUGGUCCAGGCCCCAGCAGGCAGCCCUAGCACCCCAAAAGAGGCUGUCCAUGUUACUAAAGGUGACCUUGCUUCUUGUCCCAGCCAGGAUGAGGCUGUUGAAGGCCUGACCACUUUCACUAUCCCAUCUCCCCAAGAGGAGGAGAUUGUUGAGGGCUCCAAAGUGAGCCCCAUCGCAUCUCCCACCCAAAAGGAGCUUGUCCAGGAUCCUGGUGCUCCUGCUGCCCCAUUUUCCACCCAGACAGUGAUUGCCCAGGACACUGCUGUUCCCCCUGCCCCCUCCUCAGAGGGUAAGGUGUCCCCCAGCCCAGGAGGGCCCCCUGCCUCAGUGCUGAUAAGAGCAGAGGCCAGCCUGGAGUCCCAAAUUGUCCCCAACUCCACUGAGGGCGAAAUGCUCCCAGAGACAUCCAGGGAGGAGGAGGAGGUGGCCCUGGCUGCUGACAUGGAGAUGUUCCUGGAUACUCUGCGGAGCAUGGAGCCGCCCGAGAUCCUCCGCACUCACCGGCUGCCACGAGCCCCCCGGUCCUCCUACCUGGCCAUGUAUGCUACGCUGCCUGCCAUCGAGGAGGACCAGCCCGGACCAUGGGUGCUGGGACCCAGCCCCCAGGAGGUGCCCACACUAGAAGGGAAAGAGGAAGAGGAAGAGGAGGAGGAAGAACCAGAGAACCCCUACCUAAGUGACGAUGAGAAGCUCCAGCGCAGGCAGGAGAAGGCCGGGCCUAGCCCCUCCUGGGACUCUCGCCCUGCGAGGCCCCCCCAGGUCUCUUGUUCUCCUCUGGAGAUGAUGAAGAAACAUGUAGCAGAUGCCAAGGGCCCCCGCCCAGAGCUGGGGCCAGAGUGGCAAGCAAGCAGUAGGCCUACUUCUCGUCUUGGAGGCAGCCUUCUCUUCAGUGGUCUGGUGUCUGCCACCCAGGAGGCCCCCAUCUCGGAACCACUGGGCACAAAACUAUCUGCUCUGCCACCCCACGUGACACCUGGAACCAGGAAGGUGCCAGGACAGCUGCCCCUGCUCUGCAGCGAAAGGCCACCACCAGAGAAGCCUGCUUGUGCCCAGCCCCUGGUGGGGUGGAGCCCAGCAUUGAAGAUCCAGGGCAAGCUGAACACCAGGCCUGGAAAGAUGAUCCUCUUCUCAGAGCCUGGCUGCCAAGGCAGCAGCAGGGAGGUCUGGGAAGACACUGCUGACACCUCCAGUUGGCCCCGGGUGGCCUCCGUGAGGGUGGUUCGAGGCUGCUGGGUGCUAUACGAAGAGCCAGAGUUCCGGGGCAGGAAGCUGGUUGUGCCUGAAGGAGAUGUGGAUUUAGGAGCCCCAGGGCCAGCGUGGAGCACCCAGGGCAUUGGCUCUGUGAGGCGGGUUGUCCGGGACUACAGUACCCCAGAGAUCAUCGUGUACUCUGAGAAGGGCCUCAAGGGGGAGCAAGUGGAGCUAACCGAUGCCUUGGAGGACACCCAGGGCCUGGAGAAGCCCCUACAGGCCGCAUCUGCCACUGUCUCUGCAGGACUGUGGCUGCUGUACCCCAAACCCUCCUUUGAAGACUCUCCCUGCAUUCUGGAGCCUGGAGAGUACCCGACCUUGGAGGCCUGGGGUACAUCUGACCUCAGAGUGGGCUCCUUGAAGCCCAUGAGAUUGGGCUGCCCAAGCGUGGAGAAGCCAAGGGAGCCCAAGGUUGUGGUUUAUGAGGCCACAGGCUUUCAGGGCCAGAGCUGGGAAGUGAGCAGAGACAUCUACAACCUCCAGGAGCCAGAGGACAGCCAGAGCCCCCACCUGGCCUCUGUGGGGUCUCUGCGAGUUCUUGGGGGCUGCUGGGUGGGCUACCAGAAGGCAGGCUUUCGCGGCCACCAGUAUCUGCUGGAGGAGGGAGAAUAUGCUGAUUGGUCACACUGGGGAGGCUAUGACGAGGCGCUGACCUCCCUGCGGGUCAUCCGGACGGACUUCGGGGACCCGGCCCUCGUGCUGUUUGAGGCCACGGACUUCGAGGGGCACGCCGCGGAGGUGAGAGAGGCAUUGCCGGACGUGGAGCUGGCGCGACACGGCCCCCACACGCAGGCCAUCCACGUGCUCAGCGGCGUGUGGGUGGCCUAUCAGAAGGUGGGCUUCUCCGGGGAGCAGUACGUGCUGGAGAAGGGCGUGUACCGCACCUGCGACGACUGGGGCGCGGGCAACAGCGCCCUCGCCUCGCUGCAGCCGGUCCUGCAGGUCGGCGAGCACAAUCUGCACUUUGUCUCAAAGAUUCAGCUUUUCUCUGGCCCCGACUUCCUGGGCGACCACAUCUCCUUCGAGGAUGACCAGACCUCCUUGCCCGUCUCCUUCCAGCCCCAGUCCUGCCGUGUCCACGGGGGCAGCUGGAUCCUGUUUGGUGAGAAGAACUUUGAGGGUGACCAGUACAUUCUCUCUGAGGGCGAGUUCCCCACUCUUACGGCCAUGGGCUGCCUAUCUUCCACAGUCCUGGGCUCUCUCCAGAAGGUACCCCUGCACUUUUCAGAGCCUUCCAUUUUUCUGUAUGGACUGGAGUGCUUUGAGGGUAAGGAGAUCGAGCUGGACAGAGAGGUGCGCAGCCUGCAAGCCGAGGGCUUCAACAACCACGUGCUGUCCCUGCGGAUCAAGGGGGGCGUCUGGGUGCUGUGUGAGCACAGUGACUUCCGGGGCCGCCAGUGGCUGGUGGGCAGCUGUGAGAUCACCAACUGGCUGACAUACAGUGGGACACAGAGGGUGGGAUCCCUCUACCCCAUCAAGCAGCGCCGGGUUUAUUUCCGCCUCUGGAAUGCUGCACUGAGAGGCUUCCUGGCGGUGCCAGACCACGUGGAGGACAUGAAGGCGGGCCGAGUGGUGGUGUCCGAGCCCCAAGCCGGAGGCAGCUGCAUCUGGUACUACGAGGAUGGGCUGCUAAAGAACCAGGCAGCCCCUACCAUGAGCCUGCAGGUGAUUGGGCCCCCCAGCCCAGGCUCCAAGGCUGUGCUGUGGGCCGAGAGCCGCCUGCCCCGUCAGACGUGGAGCAUCAGUGAAUCGGGCCAUAUCUGCAGCCAGAUGUUCGAAGGCCGGAUCCUAGAUGUGAAGGGUGGCCGGGGCUAUGACCGGGAUCACGUGGUGCUGUGGGAGCCGACCAAGGACCGGGCGUCCCAGCUCUGGUUCUGGGGUUCAGAUGUAAGGCCUCCCUCGGCCACCAGAGGGGGCCCUGGGCCCAGACUAAGGGUGAGUAUGUUCUCUCAAUGCUGUCACCCAAGUGACAAGAGCCUGCUCUAAGCCAGGUCUGGCACUGAGCUGUGUGGCACAGACAUAAGCCAAGCCCCUUGGUACCUGCCCUCAGACAACUCAUGGUCUAGUAGAGGAUUCCAAUGGGUAGGGUGAUGUGUUCAGUGACAGGAUAAGCAUGGAAGCAGAGGGAUACACAGAGGAGGAACCUGAACCACUUAGGGGGCACAGGGCAGGCAGGCAGCUUGGAGGAAGAGAUGCUUGGCUGAGAUGUGCAGGACCGGAAGGGGUUGAUCAGGCUAGAUGGUGGCAGAGGAAAAGUGUUCUAGUGAGGCAGGUAACCCGAGGGGUGAAGACCUGGAAGUUCAGUGUGAUGGGGUCGUGGUAGACCAGGCAGGAAAAGUGAAUGGGAGACACUCCCCAAAGGACCUUGCCCACCAGCAUUCCUCUUCAUUUCCUCCAACUCUGGUCUCAAGACCUGAAGGUUUGGCAUCUCUGUCAAAGAAGCCUAAACAGGGGGUCUGGGUUCUUAAGCCCAGCCUAGAGAAGGCGGGACCUAGAAGGGGAACAGCUCCCUCCAUCCCAGUCUAGCAGGCACUUCUCAGCCACCCCCCACAGGGUCCUCUAGGAAGAUGCAGAGGAGUUCAAGGCCCUUGGGGGCUUCUCUGGAGCUCCCUUCCCUCCUUGCACCUCCCAAUACCACCACUGCAGACCCAGGAGGAUAGAAAUGGUGGUUAGAGCAGUUGUGUAUCCUUCCCACCUUCCCAGCCUGGGGUAGGUGGGGAAUGGGGAGAUGGCCUCUUCUUCAUCCUUCUCAGCACCCCUGUGGACCAGUCUCCAGUGCCCUGGUGAGGACAAGAGGGUGCCUGUGGGGCUGAGACCCCAAGAGAUUGGUGGGGGAUGUUUCUCUGAAUCUACCAUUCUGAAGACACCCAGGUACUAGGGUGAGGGACUCUCUGAGCCUCACCAAGUAGGGAUGGCCAGGGGCAGGAUGGGGGGGUCCUCUGGGACCAUCAUUCCCAACACCCAGGGAUGGGUGAAGCAAGUGCAACUAAAGAGGAUGGCAGAUUCUGGGCCAUGUCCCUGCAAGGUGAUCCUGAGAGGACAGGCUUCCACCCUGGGCCUUUGGGGGUAGGAGCUCUCUGCUGCCUCUCCUGCUGCUGGGGGCACGAGAAGAUCCUUGGAGCCCAGUGACCACACACAGCACCCUACCGAGUACAGGACAUGUUUAUUGACCCCCAGCUGGGUGGUGCUUGCCCCUCCAUAUCAGUACCUCCCUGUGUCGGUCAUUGCCUCCAAGGCACUACCGUUUAAUUCCAACAACCUGGUGAUCUCUGGCAUCCACCCCUCCUGGACCUGUGGUGGUGGGUGGGGGGAGCUUCUCUCGCUAGCGAUGGUGGCAGCUAUCUCAGGGGGCACAGGGCUAGGGCUGAGGCAUGUCACCUCAGCUGAGGUAGAAGAGCUGGAUGAGGGUGUUGGCCAAGAAGAGAAGGACACUGCCACCGCCCAGGCUGCUGAGUGCUGGGGUCGCACUCUUGACUUUCUUGGUGGUCAUUCGAGGAGUGGUACUGUUCCCCAGGACUCCAGUUUGUAUCUACAAAAGAAGAAGCGGGGCAAGCUCAGGGGCUUUUGAAGCUCAUGUUAUUUAGAGACCUAGGCCCCCUACCCUGAUACAGUAGUUUUUGGUCCACCAUGACCACGACUUCUGCCACAAGGUCCUGUGGGGACAAGACCUUCCUCUCUUGAUAUAGGCAGAGUCAAAAGUGGCCCCUCCACCACGUCCCAUGGAAACUUUGUCUCACCUCCGCCAAGCCACCAGCUCCUCCAGUAUGUGAGAGACAGGAACCUGUGGCUCAGCCCUUGACCUGACUAGCUGGGCUGGGAGCUUAGCCUCUCUGAGCCUGCUUCCUCAUCUUCUGAAUGAGCCCAUCACAGUCUUGAGACUGUGUGAGACAGGGCACUUGGCAAAGUGCGGGUGGGUGAGGAGGUGGGGAGAGUGUGACCUCUUGCCCAAGGAAAUCGCCAGAUGGUGAUCAAACUGUUCUCAAUGCUUGACUAGGCUACAACUAAAGCUGCUCCUGAUGGAGAUUAAGCUGUUUUUGAUGGUGAUCAAGCUGUUCUUGAUACUUGAUCAAGCUGUUCUUGAUCUAGAACUUGAUGGCUCUGGUCUAUGCAGACGAGCACCCUUAGGGUACAUGGGAUGCUGCCAAAGCUGCCUUCUAGAAUUGCAGUUGAAUUUGAGACUAGCUGUUUCUGGAGUGGGAGAUUUCUGUCUUCUUUGCAUUCCCAAACACACAGGCUUUUCUCCUUGGAGUGGUUUCCUGCUAUCUCCAGGACCAGGUCUGGCUCCACUUGAACAUAUCCUGGCCCCUUCCCAAUAGGGCCACUUCUCUAGCUUUCCUGGGGAUUGAUGCCACCCUCCCUCCAAGCUGUCUCCCCAAGUCUCAUAAUUCCUAUUCCACAAUACCCUCCUGUGUGCCUGGUAUCCUGUAAUGCUCCCCAGCCUCAGUUACAGGAUUCUGGUCAGAGGCAGACCUCAAGUGGUCCGACCCCAGUCAGAAGGGCUGGAAUGCUAAGACCAGCCCCCCUGAGUCGCUGGUUCCCCUACUGGACCGUCUGCUCCCAUGGAAGAAGGCUGAGUACCCAGGAGCCUGCAUUUACCCACUCCCAUGCCAGGCAGGUCUGGGGAGUCCUGGGUGGUGGUGUCAGGGGCUCCGAGGGACUAUUCUUACCUGAAUCAUAACCAGGAGACUGAUGGUAAGUAGGAGGAAGAGGAAGCCCUUCAUCUUUGGAGAAUCUUGGUGGCUGUCUUGAUAGCUUUUAGAGAUGAGUGCAGAGUUGUCUGCAGGCCUCUUGGCUUGGGUGCUUUUGAACCUGAGAGGCAUCAGAGGAGGCGGGGUAGAAGCAGGAAGAAGGAGGGCCUAUGGAUAUGGGGUGGGGUGCUGCUUUCUUUCCACAGACCUCAUAAUUGAGGACACCAGGUCCUAAGUUCUAAGGCCCUCCAUAGAUGGUAGGUUCUGGAUAGGGACUGAGGCAAGGGUCGGGAUGGGAGGUGGGUAAACCAAGGGAUAGAGCCCUGAGCUUGGAAUCAUGCAGAGUAGGGAAUGAAUGUUGGCCUAAUCCCCUGUCAACCCUGGACCUGGCCUAGAAACUGUCCCUCUUUGAGUCUUUUUUUUUUUUUUAAGAUUUUUAUUUAUAUAUUCAUGAGAGAAACACAGAGAGGCAGAGACAAAGGGAGAGGGAGAAGCAGGCUCCCCGCAGGGAACUCAAUCCCAGGACCCCAGGAUCACAUCCUGAACCAAAGAUAGACACUCAGUCACUGAACCACCCAGGCAUCCCCCCUCUCUGAGUCUUUAACAUAAGAGCUGCCAGAGCGUUAAAUACAAUAUAAUUAAGAAGAUUGGAACAGGGGAUAGGAGCUGAAGACAAGGCUGGGAUAGGCUUAGGUUUCAAGGUAAGGUUGUAGAUGGCUCCACAGGGUCAGAAUGAAGGCUUGGGGAACAUGAAAACUUAGGAUUAAUGAAUUUCUGUGAAAUCAAAGCAUGGCUUUAGGAAUCCAGGGACCUGACUUCUAGAUGAGCCCAUUCCCUCCGGGCCUCAGGUUUCACCUUUCAAGUGAGAAGACUGAAGUGGAUUAUUAUUUUAAGGCCUAGAAUUUUGUGAUUUGGAUACAGAAAAUAGCAGAUGGGUUGUUUGUAUGGUUGACCUUAAAAAUGAAACAGUUAGGGAUCCCUGGGUGGCUCAGCGGUUCAGCACCUGCCUUUGGCCCAGGGCAUGAUCCUGGAGUCCUGGGAUCGAGUCCCACACUGGGCUCCCU
This is a messenger RNA of Canis lupus familiaris (dog), 9034 nucleotides long. RefSeq names its product crystallin beta-gamma domain containing 2 (gene CRYBG2). The transcript has 21 exons. The record is from RefSeq and is a predicted model, not a curated record. Lineage: Eukaryota; Metazoa; Chordata; Mammalia; Carnivora; Canidae. The coding region runs from base 595 to 5268 and encodes 1557 amino acids.